GGUAACAAAACCCGAGACUCAGAGUGAUCUCUUCAAGAAUUUGGUGACCCCGAUGUGAUAGGAAAGGGGCAAAGGCGUGGCUGAUUACUGUGGGCUUUCUUGAUGAGCAGCACAAACAGGUGGCCACCUACAAAGGAGAAAAGCAAGGAGCCCACUGAGGAGGCAGACACUCCAUGCCCAAUUGUUCCAGGAGACCAGAUAUAUCUGAGAGUGUUCAGGAGGAAGUGGAACGAACCCAGAGGGAGGGGCCCUACAAAGUCGUAGCAGCCACUCCAACAGCGGUCCAGGUGGAAAGCAGAACCAUGUGGUAUCAUUUGAACCACUGCACGAGACUCACCAAAGUAAGUACGGAAAGAGAAGGAGGAAAAUCGAAGACAGACAAAGCGGAAGGAGGAGCAAAGAACCCAACAUCCAAGGGUAGAGACAUGACGGCAAAAGCAGUUUGGAGGAGUCUGCACCUGCUUUGCAAUUUUUCCCCUUAUCUGGCUUUUAUCGGAGGAGUAUCUGUCUGAUGCCGUGUUGGCACAUCUGAUUGGAUGCCCACUGGGAAUUCUGAGGACAUCUGAAGCUGGCACAAUGUCUCAGCUCCUGCACAUGAAGAUCCCCAACUUUGCCAGUGCGGUGCUGGACAGCCUGAAUGAGCAGCGGCUGCUGGGCCAGCACUGUGAUGUGGCCAUUAUGGUUAAUGGACAGGCCUUUAAGGCCCACCGUGCCGUGCUGGCUGCCAGCAGCCUUUACUUCCGUGACCUCUUCAGUGACAGCAGCCAGACUCUGUUCGAACUCCCCUUUUUGGUGUCCCCAUCCUGUUUCCAGCAGAUUCUUUCUUUCUGCUACACGGGCAGAAUGAUGGUGACAGCCAGUGACCAGCUCAUGGUCAUGUACACAGCUGGUUACCUGCAGAUCCAGAACAUUGUGGAGCGUGGAAUGGACUUGAUGUUCAAGGCCAAUGCUCCAUUCUGUGACUCUCAGACAUCUGCUACAGACAAUCGUCCCAGCCCAAACAACAACAACGCCUCACUGUUGCUAGGUGACCUGCCUACGUCUGUCUGUAAAAUUAAAGAGGAGAAGCUGGAGACCCCUGUGUGUACUCAGAGUGAAGUAAAGCAAACUGAUGAUGAUGCCAAGGGACUCAGGAGCAGAUCUUUGAGAGGGAGUGCACUUUUCUACACCACUGGUGCAGGAAACGGGACCCUGAAUGUGGUUCACCCAAAUGAGCACUCAUCAAGAGAUCACUCAAGCCCUGGAGCCUCCAGCCUGCCCACCACGGACAGCCCCACUUCCCAUCAAAAUGAGGAAGAAGACUUUGAAGAUGACUCAUAUGAUGACCUUACCAGUGGGAAGAUCUAUGGAGAUUCGGCCAGUCUCUAUGGCAUGCAUGAGAGGAUGGAGGUGUUCUCCCUGCCUCCAUCCCUGGAGAGCCAUUUCUGCUUGCAGCUCGGAGGUGACAGAGAAGCUCUUCCUGCAGGACUUAUCAGUCAGAUUGGCUACCGUUGCCACCCUGCACUCUACACAGAAGGAGACCCAGGUGAGAGGCUGGAGCUAAUUGCAGGAUCUGGUGUGUUCAUGAGACGUGGGCAGCUAAUGAAAUAUCACUUGUGUGCUGGGGUCAAGCACAAAGUCCUUCUCCGGCGCCUGCUUGCUGCUUUUUUUGACAGGAAUACACUGGCAGACAGCUGUGGGACAGGCAUCCGCUUCUCCAAUUGUGAUCCCAAUCGCAAACCUCUGGACAGCCAUAUACUCAACACAGUCAAACUUUACUGUCAGAACUUCGCCCCAAACUUCAAGGAGAGUGAGAUGAAUGUGAUCGCUGCAGGUAUGUGUACCAAUGCACGCCGGCUUCGUAAGCGCUGGUUGCCAAAGAUCAAUUCUAUGCUGCCAGAGGCUAUUGAAGUGUACAGGGGCUCUGUGGUGUUAGGCCAGGUAGAUGGAGUUACACAGCCCAGUCCAUCGUUCCUGUUUGAGUGUGACUUCAAACACCUGGCCCAGGCAAACCUGACUCUGGAGCAGCAUCUCUACAAUGACUGCAGAGAAACACUGAGAAAUCACUUUCCCGGUGCCGUCAUGGAGGAGGGAGCCAGCACAGAGGCAAACAAGGGUGAAGUGCUGUGAUUCAGAUAAUCCAGAGGAUGUGCCUCCAAGGCAUCUGGAGAACUGAGAGAGAGAAGGGACAGUCCUCACCUUCAACCCGGACAGUAAGACAGUUGAAGGGGACAGUAGCAGCCCCAAAAGUCAGCCAGAGGAACAAAGUGAAGAGCAGGCACUAUUUUUCAAAAAAGGAGUGCUAUCACUAAUUAUAUGGCUUCAUGCCAAUGAAAUAACAUGUCAAAAUCUGCACGAUGGACAUUGACAUGCAAUGAAUAUAUCAAAGAACUUUAAUGACAAAUACAGCAUUUUGCAAAAAGCAGCAAUUUAUCUUAAGUAAUACUCUCUCUCUCUUACAUGCACACACACACACAAAUACUCCUGUCAGAGCACCAAUACAUCAAGCCCAAGGCUUAAGGAAAGGAAAGAAAAUUAACUUAGAAAACUGUAGAAAUCAAAGUAUAACACCCCCCUCAAUAGAGAAAUAUAUAGAUAUGACAAUAGUAGUAGCAGAUAUUUUUGGGGUUGUGGAAAAGAGCACCUUCUGACCUCUUUACCAUUAGGAUGGAAAGGAAUAUGUACUAGAGUAAGACUACUUCAGGAGAUUAACAUGAUACACUGAAUGGUACAGUAAAAUGGUAGGGUUGCAUCAGGAAGGGCAUCCCGGCAUAAAACUUGUGCCAAGUUGUUGUGCAGACCAGUUGGUCUGCUGUGGUGACCCCUCACACACGUAGGGAGCUGUUGAAAGAUCAACAACAACAAAAUGCUUUAACUGCACUUGGAGAGCAGCUAGAUGCAACAAGUACAAUGACAUGGCAAAACAGACAGGCUCUUGAAUGGUUAUUGGCAGAUAACGGCGGUGUAUGUGUAUUGUUUGGUGACCAAUGCUGUACUUAUUUCCCUAAUAACACAGCUCCUGAUGGUGCAAAAAUUGAAAAACUUCAGACUGAAAUCCACAACCAAUGCUGGGAAAGACAAUAAAAUAUGGGACUGGUUAGAUCUGAGUUUGGGAAAUUGGGGAGCAAGGUUUGCUAAAAUAGGAAUGUUCUUGGGAAUUUCAAUAGUAGUGGGAGGAUUGUUGCUCUGUUGUGUACUUCCUAUAUUAAAGCCACUCGUCAUAAAAGCCACAGUUCAACAAAUGGAAGUAUUAAAAACACUCCUAAAGGAUAGUAAGGACAUUUGCUGCCGUGAUUGCGAUUCACAAACAUCGGAAGAGGAUUCAAGCACCUCAGAUGAGGACAAAGAAGAUGAUUAGAGACGGACCAUGCCUUGGGUGAAAGUACCAGCCUGACCUCUCCCCAAAAGGUGGCUCCCUAAGAUGCGCAAAGUAUCUUCCAUUUUAUGUUCGAUGUGAUUUACAUAACAAGUGCUCACCAAUUUUGAAUAUGUGCUUAUGGUUCAUAGAGCUGUCAGAAGCCUGUAUAAUGUCUGUCUUAUCUAAAAUUCCUAGAAGAGUGAUGUUGUCUGAUUUCUGUGAAAAACUGAAAAUGCUUCACUUUAAAUUUCUCAUUGAUCUCAUGGAGCAUUUCAACUCCUCAGGAUGUUAAUUCAGCAUCAACCUCUACUCAAUUACUACCUUAAUCUACAAUACUUCAGCAGCUUGGUGCAUGAUCCAGCUCUCUCUGUAUUUAGCUCUCGCCUUCUUCAUCCCAUUACUAGAAGUGACUUCAUAAAGGUAGUGGUACUGUAUGAAAUGUUAGAUGGUGUUUGAAAUGUGAACGACUGGCAGAAUUAAAUGAGGCAGGAAGUGAAAGCACCACACAGGGAGGAUAAAUGUGGUUUUGAUUGUGCACAGGUCAGAUAAA
Messenger RNA from Hemibagrus wyckioides, 3887 nucleotides. Its product is annotated as nucleus accumbens-associated protein 2-like. Gene Ontology annotation, molecular function: RNA polymerase II cis-regulatory region sequence-specific DNA binding; protein binding; DNA-binding transcription factor activity, RNA polymerase II-specific. Gene Ontology annotation, biological process: regulation of transcription by RNA polymerase II. The transcript is spliced from 2 exons. The record is from RefSeq and is a predicted model, not a curated record. NCBI's taxonomy places the organism in Eukaryota, Metazoa, Chordata, Actinopteri, Siluriformes, Bagridae. The coding region runs from base 577 to 2109 and encodes 510 amino acids.